GGCUGGAGGGCAGUGGGGCUGGCCAUGGUGGAGGAUGGGGGAUAGUCCCAAGCAGGGCUGGGUGGCAGUGGGGCUGGCCAUGGUGGAGGAUGGGGGCAGAGUCCCACGCAGGGCUAGGGGGGCAGUGGGGCUGGCCAUUGUAAGGGACAGGGGCACAGUCCCACGCAGGGCUGGGGAGACAGUGGGGCUGGCCAUUGUGGGGGAUGAGGGCACAGUCCCGCGCAGGGCUGGGAGGAUAGUGAGGCCAGCUGUGGUAGAGGAUGGGGGGACAGUCCCAUGCAGGGCUGCGGGGUGGGGGGGGCAGUGGGUCAGCUGUGGUGGGACCCUGGUUAGUUUUAGUAGCAUCCUUAGACCCACAAGCAGCUGAACACCCUCAGUAGCCCCCUGUGGGUGUCCAGCGUGUAACCCUGCCCAGCCCCCUCCAUCAGGAGUGUCUCCCCCAGAGAUGGCCCCAGGCCUCAGCACCUGUUCCCACCUGCACCCCUCCCCAGACUGUCCCUCAGGGAUCCGGCUCAGAGCUCUCUAGCCAGCAAUGUCCUGCCAGCCCAUCUCACUGGGCCCCUGCCAGCUCCCAACCAGCCCACGGAGCCCAGCCACAGACGCUCCCCCCAGCUCAUGGGCAGCUGGAGUGGGGCCCAGCUGCUUUCACCCACAAGGAGUCACAGGGAGCCCCAAGAAUCACAUGGAGGGCUGAGAUCCCACGAGGCCUUUGACUCAGAGGCAGAGGCCCUAGGCACUGUCAUGGCAACAGGAGCUGGUGUCCAGCCACUCAACUCUCCCAGCCCCACGCGCCCUGGAGCAGGAACUCGAGCUGGGGGAUCAUCUCCUCCCAGCCCUGGGUUCUCACAUAUCAGUUACCGAGAUCAGGGUCCCAUUGUGCCAGACACUGCACAGACCCCCACUGAGAUCAGGGCCCCCGUUGCAGGCCUGCCGACAGAAAUUCUGGGCCCCAGGGCAGAAUGGUCAAUGGCCCCCCUAGAAAGGGAUGGCCCAGCAUGGCAUUGCCACGUGGGCACGGAGCUGGACCACGUGGAGCAACUGGUGCACACACACACAAGCAAUGCCCAUGUAGAUGCUGUCCGCCUGACAUUUGAGCGGUGCUGCACCUGUACUGGCUGCUGCCCAGUGAGCUGCUGCCGGCUGUACUGCUGGGCGCACUCCUGGCAUGACCAGGGCUUUCGCAUGCCCACCUGGCUGCCUUCGCCACUGCCGGUAUCACCCCACAUGUGCCUAGGAGCCCGCCCAGGUGAUUGCCCCCUUUGCUCCCCGACCCGUCGGCAGUCCUGCCCCAUUGUGCCAGCUGCUGUUCAGAUGCGAACUGAGAUUGUGAGUGUGCUGUGCCAGGCGAUGCCCAGAGGGAAAGGCCUGGUUACCUGAGCUCUCUGUUGACAUGACAUUAGCUGGCAGGUGCCCUGCUAGCUUCCUGCACCUGCCGGGGAGGUCGAAUGGAACAGAAAGGCCUGAGACCCAGUGGCAUUGCUCCCCCAGCAGGUCCCUUGCCUGAGAGGCCCUGAGAGCUGGGGCUAACCCAGAGAGGCCUCUGUCCUGCCCAAAAGGGGUUGCCUCCAUGGGAGACAGAUGCUCUGCUUCGUAUCCCAGCUGGGGCUGCUGGCUGAGCCUGCCAGCGGAGGGGCUUGGGGCUGAGGGCGAACAGGGCAUGCACUAGGCAGAGGCCACCAAGCCCUCUCCGGAGGCUGCACCGAGGCCAGGGGAUGAGGAAGGCCUGAGCUCUGGCACAGAGGAUGGAGAUGCAGAGGGAGCCGGGAUACAUCCAGCUGAGCCAGGGGUCUUGGGGCAGUUGCUUUUGCCCACAGUCGCAUCUGCCCUGAGCUUGGCAUUGCCUGGCCAAUGAUGGACGCCUCUCUGCUGAUUCAGUCCAUGCUGCCAUGCGUGGAAAGGGCCCUGCUGUGUUACUGCAGGACCUCCCAGCCCGCCAUGUCUCCCUGAUGGGGCAACACCUCUGCCCUGGGGGUCAGGAGCCAGCUGGACCUGCUGCCAAGACAAGGAGAGAACCAAAGGCAGGAGGGCCUGUCUUGGAGGUGCGUAAAGAGUGAAGCUGUGGGCCUCGUCAGCAUCACGGGUGCUCCAAGAGAGACAGAUCACAGCCUGGACGGGGCUGGAGGGGGGUAGUGAGCCAACCCUGCCCCAAGGGAGCGGAUUUCUGAGACAAGGUGGUUCCAGGCUGCAGUGGCCAAAGCCCAAGUGAGACCCGAUAGCCAGAGAUGGAAGCUAGAGAGAUUCAGGGCAAACCUAAGGGGCAGGUUUGAACAGUGAAGGGGAUUCUCCCUGGAGACAACUUGCCCAGGUGGUGGCAGAUGCUCCCUCACUCAGAGUCUUUCAGGGCAGGGUGGGGUCUCUCUCCAGAGUCUGUGCUCUGGCUCCAUCGGGGCAGGAGGCAGGAGCCCCUGGGCAGGGCUGGUGCCUGGUGUGACACAGGAGAGCAGACAGAGGGCACAAUGGGCUGCCUGCUCUUGGAGUCUACGAAGUUCUGCUGGGACUAAGGGCAGCUCCAUGGCAGAGCCCUCCACUCAGCUCCCACAUGGGGUCCCCCACAUUCUCCAGGCGGUUGGAAGCAGGCAUCAGUGCCAGCUGUGUGUGUAAGGGGCACUAUGGGAAGUGGAGGAAACACAUUUGUGCCUCAGGGCUCAGCACUGGCCAGUCCCCCCCAGGCUGUGGGGUCCCAGCACCCCUGCCCACUGCAGGUAGGGAAGGGCCAUGUGCCAGGAUCUGGGUGAUUGCCCCACUCCAGUCCCAGCCCCAUUGUGCACCAGCCCAUGGCAGUGGGGAGGGUUCUUGGCUCUGAAGGGCUGCCCCCCAGGGAGUGCUGGCAGGGGAGGGAAUCCCAACACUGGCACUAGGGGAGUAGAUGGCACCAGCCCAUUGGCUACUGGCCCGUUCCCUGUGGCCAGGCACCCAGCUCUGCAACCUGCGGUGAAACGGCCCCAGGCUUAUCAGGACGGCCCAGGUGUGGGGUCCCAGCGUGGCCGUUAUUGUGUGAAAUGUCCUUGUGAAACCUGCCCAGCACAGCGGGGAGAUGCUUAUCUGCAGGGAUGCCCUGAGCCAGUGCGGCCGGAGAGCAGGGCAGUGAUGGGGAGUGGGAUGGAGGUUGUGACUGGCAGCAGCUCUCCUCAGUCCCGACCCACAGCCCCUGCUUGUCCAGCACUGGCUACCCUCUCUGUCUCAGCUCUGCCGGUGCCCCUCUCUCCUGACCCACAGCACAUGCUAGCCCAGCAUUAUAUUCAGGGUCUUUCUAAAGUGGGUCCCCGAGUGGCUGGGAGUCCAGUUCCCUGCUACCAUCAGCACGGGGGUGAAUCCAGGACCCCCUAUGGUCUAUGGGGAGUUGGGAGCACUUUGUAGACAGCUCGUUUAUAAACUCUGCCAAUGGCCCCUAGCUGGCAAUAUGGGGCAGCUUGUAGGUUGGAGCCCAGGCUGAGUAUAGGGAUGUCACAAGCUGUGGGGUGCGGGUGCUGGGGGUGGAACACAAGGGGCUGGGAGCUGAUAGUGACUCUUUCCCCAUCACCCAGCUUCCUGUUCCAGACCAAUAUAAGGGGCUGGGAUGGCUGGAGCUGUCGGAGCUCACUGAGGACCCACAGCCAUCAUAGAGCCCCCCCAGAUCUGCCAGAGAUGAAGCUGGUCCUGGUCCUGGCACUUGCCCUCCUGGGGGCCGUCUCUGCUCACCAGCUCCCCUCAGAUAAGGGCACCCCGGAGCAGGAGGUACCAGCCAAACAGGGCGAGGAGGAGCCUGCGGAGCCAGAGCCACCGUGCCCCAUGGAAAGCGAGAGCUUCAGGAUGAUAGUACCUGGCCAGGGGGGCCACACCUGUCGCUAUGUGUUUGUGAACAAUUGCCAGCCAUUUUGGACAGCCCAGAAACUAUGUGCCCGCUGCUACCACGGCCACCUGGCCUCCAUCCACAACUAUGCAACCAACCAGCGCCUGAGCUGCAUGGCGCAUGCCCGCACCAACCAGGGCCAGGUGUGGAUUGGCGGCUACACCUCCCGCUGGUUCUUGCAUGUGCACCCCCGCUGGGUCGACCACAGUUCCUGGAACUACUCCAACUGGGCCAGAGGGAACCCUUGGCAGUUUUGGAAAUCGUGUGUCGCCAUGUGCACUGUAGGUGAGGAGCCCCCUGGGGCAGGACAGGGCGGAGAUGGGGAUCUAUUCACUGCUUGUGGGAACAAGAGCCCUUAGGCAAGGGAACCGCGGAUCUGUGGGACAGGGGUCCGAGGGUAGGUGGGGCUGUGGGGUGUAGGGCAGGAGAUGAGGGUAGGUUGGGUCAUGGGGUGUAGGGGAGGUGGGGCUUUAGGGCGUGGGGAAGGGAAUCCAAGGGCAGGUGGGGCCAUGGGACAGGGCAUCUGAGGAUAGGUGGGGCCGGGGUUUUGGUGCAGGGGAUCUGGAGUUAGUGGUACUAUGGAGGUCUGGGGCAAGGGAGCUGGGAUUUGCUGUGGGCUGGGUGCCAGGUGCCAGCUGGGAGGGCACUAAUCCCUCUCUUUCGGCCAGGUGGUCAAUGGAGAAGCGUCAGCUGCGGGACUCGCCUGCCCUUUAUUUGCGAGUACUGAGGAGGCUGCUCUCUAAAUGGGGUCCCGUUGCCCCCACUGCUCUCCUGGCCUGGGACCCCCACUCUGCCCUGCCGGAGGUGCCCCAGCUUCCUGGACUCGGCUCUGCUCCCAGCCUUGCCCCAGCUCCCUGGGGGGGCAGCCUCCACCCUUCGCUUAUUGCCUGUGACUCCCUGCAAUAAAACAGCGCUAGACUCAUC
Molecule: messenger RNA, 4753 nt
Organism: Gopherus evgoodei (Goodes thornscrub tortoise)
Lineage: Eukaryota; Metazoa; Chordata; Testudines; Testudinidae
Product: bone marrow proteoglycan-like
Exons: 5
Coding region: 3382-4188 (268 amino acids)
Source: RefSeq, a predicted model, not a curated record